This is a messenger RNA of Trifolium pratense (red clover), 1593 nucleotides long. RefSeq names its product serine/threonine protein phosphatase 2A 55 kDa regulatory subunit B beta isoform-like. Gene Ontology annotation, cellular component: cytosol; protein phosphatase type 2A complex. The coding region runs from base 908 to 1408 and encodes 166 amino acids. The transcript is spliced from 7 exons. Gene Ontology annotation, molecular function: protein phosphatase regulator activity. Lineage: Eukaryota; Viridiplantae; Streptophyta; Magnoliopsida; Fabales; Fabaceae. Gene Ontology annotation, biological process: peptidyl-serine dephosphorylation. The record is from RefSeq and is a predicted model, not a curated record.
CUGUACUUGUCUGUGUGGGCAGUGAAUAGGUUUCUGGAACACUGGCUUCUUUUUGUAACUAAUUAACUUGUGAAGACUUGAAAUCUGAUGUAGCUAAAUAAGCAUUGACCUGUUGUAGAGGAUGUAACUGUUUUGUUAUCCUUCAAGUAGAUUUCACAUUUUUACUUGAGCUUUGUUGUUGCAUUUAACAUCAUUUAUGUGCUUCAGCUUUGGAUCGAAUUGCCAUAGAAGUUUAUUUUCUCCUGAGUUUGUUAUCCUUCUAUAUGCUUAUUAGUUACUUAUUUUUGUACGGUUUGAUUUUUCUUUUUAUACUGCUCGGUAUUCACACACUGUCUAAAAGGAUGUGCUUAAGUUGUAUCAAGGUUUCAUGAUGUUCGAAAGUUAUGCCUACAAGUGUUUAUGCUUAUGGAAAAGUUACUUGAACUUCAGGAUUUGCAAUUGGUCUAGAUUGCUCAAUGCUCAUGAAGAACCACAUAGCGCAUGCAGCUGUGUCAACAUCGUCGAAGCGUCAACAUCUUAUCAUUCAAUUCCAUCACAAAAUUCUGAGGUUAUAACAUCAGCAGAAUUUCACCCAACACAUUGUAAUACACUGCAUAUAGCAUUAAAGGGCUCAAUUCGUCUUGUUGACUUGCGAUAGUCAGCGUUAUGCCACUCACAUGCCAUACUGUAAGAUCAUCCUUUGCUGAUGUUUUCAAUUUAUGUUCUCUAUAAAGGAUACGGCUCCUCUAAAUGAGCAAACUUUUCUUAUGCUUGGUAGACUCAGACAAUUACUUCCUGUACAUAUUUGAGGAUGAGGAGGCCCCGGGGUCUAGAUCAUUUUUCACUGAGAUUAUUGCUUCUAUCUCAGAUAUAAAUCUCAGAUAUAAAAUUUGCGAAGGAGGGAAGAUAUAUACUCAGUCGUGAUUACAUGUCUCUGAAGCUAUGUGAUUUAUACGAAAACGAUUCAAUUUUUUAUAAGUUUGAGUGUUGUUUGAGUGGUGAUGGUGAUGGAUCGCGAGUUUCAACCGGUUCUUACAGCAAUCUAUUCCGCGUGUUUGGUUGUGCCCCGGGAAGUACAGAGGCUACAUCUUUGGAAGCGAGUAAAAAUCCAAUGAGACGACAAGUUCCAACACCGUCAAGGCCUUGUAGAUCACUCGGAAACAGUUUAACAAGAGUUGUAAGACGCGGAGCUGAGAUCACCGGUGUUGACGCAAAUGGAAAUUCUUUUGAUUUUACAACAAAGUUGCUACACUUAGCAUGGCAUCCAAGUGAAAAUUCAAUUGCUUGUGUUGCUGCAAAUAGCUUAUACAUGUACCAUGCACGAAGAAAAAUAGUUGGAAGACUUAUAUAUAUUUGCUUGGUUAACCUAUUUUUUGAGGUUACUAUGAAGAAGGAUUCUUUUCCCUUCUUACCAAAUACCAACCAUUAAGUUGGAGGCUACACUAACUCACAUACAAACACUACAAAGUGCCCUCAAAAUAUAUUGUACUAGUAGUGAUAACUUAGUCUUGAUUAUGUUUUGGAUCAAUUAUGUAUUUUUUUUGUAAGUAUUUGGUAAUACUUAAAUAUAAAUAUAUUAUGUUCAUAUUGUUGUGUGUAUGUUUAAUUGUUUGG